CCGCACUCUCUCAGCCUUUCCCUCCACAAACAGAUCCUCUCACUAAAAGCAUAGAGGAACAGAGAAAAGAAAAAAGGAAAUUUUGAAAAUCAGCAAAUGAAAUCUGGAAAUUCCCUCCAAUUUCUCCGUUCUCGGCUCUGAAAAUCGUAAUUCUCAUAAUUUAAGACCACCCAUUUUCCUACUUUCGCCAAAAAAAAAAAAUGGCGGGACGGUCAUUUCCAACGCCUCCUGUGAAAAACUCACCAUCGUUUUCUCCAUUUUCUUCCAAAUUUGUGCUUCUCCAAAGCAAUUUCCACCCGAAAUCUGAACUGGGUGCCUCUUAUUUUCUCAAAGAUCCCCACCAAUUUCACGAUUCGGGAGCGAAAACCUCAAAAUUAGGCGGUCUGAGGACGCGUCGAUUGCGUCCAGUGGCAUCUAUUGGAGGUCUGCUGAGUGGGUUUUUUAAGGGGACUGACACGGGGGAGUCGACGAGGCAGCAGUAUUCGGGAACCGUUGAUUUGAUCAAUGGGUUGGAGGCGGAAAUGUCGCGGCUGUCAGAUUUGGAGUUGAGAGAGAGGACGACUGUGUUGAAAGAACGGGCCCGGCAAGGAGACUCCUUGGAUUCUAUCUUACCCGAAGCAUUCGCUGUUGUAAGAGAAGCUUCAAAACGAGUUUUGGGCCUUCGUCCUUUUGAUGUACAACUGAUAGGUGGCAUGGUUCUUCACAAGGGUGAGAUUGCUGAAAUGAGGACUGGAGAAGGAAAGACUCUUGUUGCUGUACUGCCAGCUUAUUUGAAUGCUUUAAGUGGGAAAGGAGUUCAUGUUGUUACUGUGAAUGAUUAUCUGGCCCGGCGUGACUGCGAGUGGGUUGGUCAAGUUCCUCGAUUCUUGGGACUGCAGGUUGGCCUAAUCCAACAGAAUAUGUCAAGUGAACAAAGGAGAGAAAAUUACAAUUGCGACAUAACGUAUGUCACCAACAGUGAGCUCGGUUUUGAUUACUUGAGAGACAAUCUUGCCACGAGUGUUGAAGAGCUUGUUCUGCGGGGUUUCAAUUACUGUGUGAUCGACGAGGUUGAUUCCAUUCUAAUUGAUGAAGCAAGAACACCUCUCAUCAUCUCGGGACCCGCAGAAAAACCAAGUGAUCGAUACUACAAAGCUGCAAAGAUGGCUGCAGCCUUUGAGCGAGAUAUUCAUUACACUGUUGAUGAAAAGCAAAAAACUGUUUUACUUACGGAACAAGGCUAUGAGGAUGCUGAAGAAAUUUUGGAUGUAAAAGAUCUAUACGAUCCUCGGGAGCAAUGGGCAUCGUAUGUUUUGAAUGCAAUAAAAGCAAAGGAACUCUUUCUCAGAGAUGUAAACUACAUUGUCCGUGGGAAGGAGGUUCUUAUUGUGGAUGAAUUUACUGGCCGAGUCAUGCAGGGUAGGCGGUGGAGCGAUGGACUUCACCAGGCAGUUGAAGCAAAAGAAGGCCUGCCAAUCCAAAAUGAAACUGUUACUCUGGCAUCAAUUAGUUAUCAAAAUUUCUUUCUCCAGUUUCCCAAACUUUGCGGAAUGACUGGCACGGCAGCAACUGAAAGCACAGAAUUUGAGAGCAUCUAUAAGCUGAAAGUCACAAUUGUGCCCACAAACAAGCCCAUGAUAAGAAAGGAGGAGUCAGAUGUUGUUUUCAAGGCAACUACUGGAAAAUGGCGUGCUGUCGUGGUAGAGAUUUCUAGAAUGCACAAGACGGGCCGUCCUGUGCUUGUCGGUACAACCAGUGUUGAGCAAAGCGACUCUUUGUCCGAGCAGUUGUGUGAAGCCGGGAUUCCUCAUGAGGUUCUCAACGCUAAACCGGAAAAUGUGGAGAGGGAAGCAGAAAUUGUAGCUCAAAGUGGCCGUCUUGGGGCAGUAACAAUUGCUACGAAUAUGGCAGGACGUGGAACAGACAUCAUCCUUGGUGGAAAUGCUGAGUUUAUGGCAAGGUUAAAGCUACGUGAAAUGCUUAUGCCAAGAGUUGUUAAACCGACCGAAGGGGGGUUUGUAUCUGUGAAAAAGCUUCCUCCGAGAAAGACUUGGAAGGUCAAUGAAAAUUUAUUUCCAUGUGAACUCUCUAAAGGCAAGAUUUCAUUGGCUGAGGAUGCAGUGAAUUUAGCUGUCAAAACAUGGGGCCAAAGAUCAUUGACUGAGCUUGAAGCUGAAGAGAGACUUUCAUAUUCAUGUGAAAAGGGUCCCACCCAGGAUGAAGUCAUAGCAAAGCUGCGGAGUGCGUUCGUGGAAAUUGUUAAAGAGUACAAGAUAUACACCGAGGAGGAAAGAAAGAAGGUUGUAUCGGCGGGUGGGCUUCAUGUAGUAGGAACGGAACGCCAUGAAUCACGGCGAAUUGACAAUCAGCUUCGUGGUCGCAGUGGCAGGCAAGGGGAUCCUGGGAGCUCUCGAUUCUUCCUCAGUCUGGAAGAUAAUAUCUUUCGGAUCUUUGGCGGAGACCGCAUUCAGGGUUUAAUGAGUGCCUUUAGAGUUGAAGACCUACCGAUCGAGUCCAAAAUGCUGACCAAAGCAUUAGACGAGGCGCAAAGGAAGGUUGAAAACUACUUCUUUGAUAUCCGGAAGCAGUUAUUUGAAUAUGAUGAUGUACUAAACAGCCAAAGGGACCGUGUAUACACAGAAAGAAGACGAGCACUUGAAUCUGACAACCUACAAUCUCUUGUUAUUGAAUAUGCAGAAUUGACAAUGGACGACAUUUUAGAGGCAAAUAUUGGUUCAGAUGCUCCCAGAGAAAGCUGGGACCUCAACAAGCUCAUUGCAAAACUUCAACAGUAUUGCUAUCUGUUGAAUGAUUUGACACCGGAGCUGUUGGGAAGUAAGGGCUCGACCUAUGAGGAAUUACGAGACUACCUUCGUUUCCGGGGGCGAGAAGCAUACUUACAGAAGAGGGAUAUUGUGGAGAAGCAAGCACCAGGUUUGAUGAAGGAAGCUGAGAGAUUCCUAAUUCUGAGCAACAUUGAUCGGCUAUGGAAGGAACACUUGCAAGCUUUAAAAUUCGUCCAGCAAGCUGUGGGUUUGCGGGGAUAUGCGCAGCGAGACCCUCUUAUCGAGUACAAGCUUGAAGGGUACAAUCUCUUCUUGGAGAUGAUGGCACAGAUUCGGAGAAAUGUUAUCUAUUCUAUCUACCAGUUCCAACCAGUAAUGGUGAAGGAUCAACGGCGCAAUGACAUUCCAAGCAAAGCCAUAUCAAAUGGAAGGGGGAGCGAUAAUGACGCCAAUCCAGUUGGUGCAGCAAAGGCAUCUCCCUAGGAUCUUGAUUGGGGUGGUGACUUCAUUCAACUGAAAGUUUGGUGAGGUGAAGGACUGCAGCAUCUCCCUUGUUUAGUGCAUCGGAGCUCAAAGCCUGGGAGACCUCUUUUCAGGCUCCCCAAGACCAAAAAUGAAAAGAAAAAAUAUUUGUUUGUACCAUACACCCUUGGAUAAGGAUUAGAUGAGGAAAUGUGAAAAUUAAACUGAGAAACAUUAUUCUAAGUAUUUGAAAAAAAUAUAUAUAUAUUAGUUUCUGUUUUCUGUGAAUCAGCUAAUAUUUAUUUGGAACAGAAGGUAGGAGUCAUUGCUCAA
Molecule: messenger RNA, 3560 nt
Organism: Magnolia sinica
Lineage: Eukaryota; Viridiplantae; Streptophyta; Magnoliopsida; Magnoliales; Magnoliaceae
Product: protein translocase subunit SecA, chloroplastic
Exons: 20
Coding region: 201-3248 (1015 amino acids)
Biological process (GO): protein import; protein targeting
Cellular component (GO): membrane
Molecular function (GO): ABC-type protein transporter activity; ATP binding
Source: RefSeq, a predicted model, not a curated record